Coffea eugenioides is the source of this 601-nucleotide messenger RNA. RefSeq names its product dammarenediol 12-hydroxylase-like. The transcript has 3 exons. NCBI's taxonomy places the organism in Eukaryota, Viridiplantae, Streptophyta, Magnoliopsida, Gentianales, Rubiaceae. Gene Ontology annotation, biological process: sterol metabolic process. Gene Ontology annotation, molecular function: monooxygenase activity; oxidoreductase activity, acting on paired donors, with incorporation or reduction of molecular oxygen; iron ion binding. Bases 5 to 541 code for a protein of 178 amino acids. The record is from RefSeq and is a predicted model, not a curated record.
UAUCAUGAAGUAUCUUUCUGAGCUUCCUGACAUAUAUACUUCUGUCUUAAAAGAACAAAAGGAGAUCGCCAUUAUUAAGGAACAAAAUGGUAGACUCAGUUGGGAGGAUUUAAGGAAAAUGAAGCAUACUUGGGAUGUAGCACUCGAAGUGUUGAGAAUAUAUACACCAGGAACUGGAAGUUUUCGAGAGGCUAUCACUGAUUUUGUAUUUGAUGGAUAUACCAUCCCGAGAGGCUCAAAGAUCCACUGGAUUUUUGAUGUAACACACAAAAACCCCGAGUACUUCCAUGAUCCUGAAAAGUUCGAUCCAUCACGGUUUCAAGGUGAUGGCAUGGCUCCAUUUACAUUUGUACCAUUUGGAGGCGGAGCUCGUAUGUGUCCUGGAAAUGAGUAUGCACGGGUAUCAAUACUCAUUUUUCUGCAUAAUGUUGUGACUCACUUCAGAUGGAAAAAGCUAAUUCCUGAUGAGGAAGUUUUGCAUUAUCCAGUUCCAAGGCCAGCUCAGGGACUUCCCAUUCGCCUCUAUCCUCACCAACCUUAGGCUGUUCUACUUCGUUUUCUUAUAAAGUUUGCAUGGAUUGCCGUCUUUAACUUCAUUUUG